This is a messenger RNA of Colletotrichum graminicola M1.001, 636 nucleotides long. RefSeq lists its product as uncharacterized. The transcript has a single exon. The record is from RefSeq and is a predicted model, not a curated record. The coding region runs from base 1 to 636 and encodes 211 amino acids. NCBI's taxonomy places the organism in Eukaryota, Fungi, Ascomycota, Sordariomycetes, Glomerellales, Glomerellaceae.
AUGCCGUCGCGAAACGACCGCCACCAUAAGGCGUCGGCCGUUCACGACGACGCCGAGUCAUACUACGACGACCGCUCCUAUGAUCGCCCGAGAGGGUCACGCCGCAUCUCCCGCAGUGCCAACGAUGCAGGUGGGGCAGGGCACCACCGAAGUAGGCGACACAGCCCCAGCCCUGUCCGUCCUAGCCGCGGCCGGUCUGAGGACUACAGACACAACCGUCCUUCGACCCGUCGAUAUGACGAUUACUCAGAUUACUCCGACAGCGAGGAUGACCGGCACCGUCGGCGGGGACAUGGCAAGGCCAGCCGACGAAGAGAGGACAAGACAUCUGGGUCCUCGAAAAGCGUGCAGAAUCUCGAGGCGGAUAAAGCGGCUAUACUGCAGGCGGCCGCAAGUGCUGCCGUUGUGGCUGGCGCAGCGGAGGCUUGGAGGAUGAGGAAGGAGAAGACAUCAUGGUCAAAGAAGGGAACAAGGAUGGCAACCGCCGCAGCUGGUGCCGCGGCCAUUGCGGCAUUCAACAACAAUACCAACGGAUCGCACGGAGGCAAAGAGUCUGGCGGGAGCAAGAAGGAUACUUUGCAAGCCACGCUUGGUGGCUUGUUGGUGAACCGUCUGACCAACGGUAGCCGAAAGUAA